AUGUUUACUCGAUUUGUUGCCCGCAGAUGGUACUCGCCACUUCCUCGAGCAACAAGACAUCGAAUCCUACCCAGACGUGAAGCAAAAGGCUCUAUUGGAGAGAAAAGCUCGAAUUUCUCGAUAAUCAGAAAUGGCGAACCCACUGACACUAUCAUCCAAGCUCAUCACCCGAUUGCCACUACUAUUCUCAAUGAGCCCACGAUAGUCGUGGAGCGACAAAUGGAGAUGAUGAACGUAUUUCUCGGGUUCGAACAAGCUAAUAAAUACGUGAUAUUGGACGCCCUGGGGAAUCGAAUCGGUUACAUGCAAGAACGAGAUUUUGGAAUUGCAAAAGCUGUGAUGAGACAAUUCUACAGACUUCAUCGUCCCUUUGUGGUUGACGUGUUCGAUAACUGGGGUAAUGUGCUGCUGACAAUCAAAAGACCCUUUUCGUGGAUCAAUUCCCACAUCAAAGCCAUCUUACCCGAUGACGUAGCUUUGGAAUCUAGUUCACAGCCUGAAAGUUUUUCUGCGCCGUUUGGCUCUGUUCCAACUCCACAGUCUACAUCUACACUGGGUGAAGCAGGGACUCUGGUUGGAGAAAGUGUUCAAAACUGGCACCUAUGGCGGCGUCGGUACGAGCUAUUCCAACGCGACAGUUACGCUGGGGACUCGUUCAAUCAGUAUGCAGAGAUCGACGCCCCGUUUCUCAGUUUUGAAUUCCCCCUCAUAGAUGAGAAGAACAAAAUCAUGGCCUCGGUGGACAGAAACUGGGUGGGUCUUGGAAGAGAGCUUUUCACAGACACGGGUGUCUACAUUGUGCGAAUGGACUCUUCCCAGAGUUUUCAAGGUGUGUACCCUCCUGAAAAGCUCAGUGAUCAAAUCUUAGACUUCGAUCAGCGGGCGGUGCUUUUAGCCAAUGCAGUUUCCAUUGAUUUUGAUUAUUUUUCCAGACAUUCGCGCCAGGGAGGUGGACUCAUCGGCUUUGGGGAUUACGGGGAGUAA
Molecule: messenger RNA, 984 nt
Organism: Lachancea sp. 'fantastica'
Lineage: Eukaryota; Fungi; Ascomycota; Saccharomycetes; Saccharomycetales; Saccharomycetaceae
Source: the annotation of a GenBank genome assembly